CUACGCCCCUUCCCUUUGCAACACAUGAGAUGCUUUUUCAACUGCAAUUUACAACAUCUGAAGCUUACCAGGAAGCAUCAACUAUAAAUACUCAAUAUAUGGCUAAUGAAUUAGAAACACUUGCGCACCAAUUAGAACUUGUGCGACAACAUGUUUUAAAUGUCCUUAGAUGCUGA
Messenger RNA from Racocetra fulgida, 176 nucleotides. NCBI's taxonomy places the organism in Eukaryota, Fungi, Glomeromycota, Glomeromycetes, Diversisporales, Gigasporaceae. The record is from the annotation of a GenBank genome assembly.